UCUAUUCUUAAAGACUUAAUUUGUUUAGUGUUUAAAAUAUUUUAGUUUUUAAUAUCAAUCAUUACAUCCAUAAUGUCGAGUCCAUCUCCCGGACCACUGGCCAGUGGGCAGUCAUUAAUAGGUUCUGUUCCGACACGAAGAGUGAACAAUAAUAGCUUUGGGGGACUGUCAUCACUGGGCCAGAGUGUGGGUCAACCAACAGGACCAGUGACACCACCGCUGCCACAGCAUUCACAACACUCUCCCAAUUCAUUUUUAGCUGGAUUUUCAUCGCGACUCAUAUCAAAUCGUAACCGAAUGCCUGAUCUCAUGGACAUUACCGGUGGCGGCACUUUCACCAACAAUACGAGUCUACUAGGAAUGAGUAAUAGAAAUUCAAUGCAUACUUUUGGUGUGGUUGGAGGUUCAGUUGGGGGUCCGCCCGCACCUUCAUUAGACAUGACUGAGUUUCCUACACUUGGAGGAAGCAAUUCCAACAGUCUUAUAACCCAAAACUCAUCCUCUUCUCGACAACCCUAUGUAGGGAUGGUUAAGGACAAUGUGACCAACAAUUCAACAUCAAAUGAAUUUAAUAUACAGAGUGAAGACUUCCCAGCGCUGCCCGGAUCUAAUCCAAGCAUCCAUUUUGGAAGCAAUCAUAACGACGAUUCUUCAUUAAGUAGUGCGUCCACAGCUAUGUCUUUAGGAGCAAAUAAUAUGCAAAAUAUGGGCCGAACUUCGGGAGGUAUCAUCAGUAGCAACGGUUCAGGAGAUGCGAGUAUGAGAUAUAAAAAGGGAAUUCAGACCAACAAAGAGGGUCGAGUCAGUAAUAUUCCUCAUGGAAUGGUUACCGACCAGUUCGGGAUGGUUGGUCUCUUGACUUUUAUACGCGCCGCUGAGGCCGACCAAAGCUUAGUUUCAUUAGCGUUAGGAACAGAUCUAACGACUCUCGGACUUAAUCUCAAUUCAAACGAACCGUUGUAUCAGACAUUUGCUGGUCCCUGGAGUGAUCAACCUCUUAAACCCCCUGAAAUUGACUAUCCCGUUCCCACUGAAUACUUGAUAAAUGCGUCGAUCAGAGACAAGUUAGCACCACUUAAGCUCAACCGUUACGGUGACGACCUUUUAUUUUUCCUCUUCUAUAUGUAUGCCGGAGAUAUUAUUCAAAUUUUAGCCGCUAGUGAACUUUAUGUUCGCGACUGGAGAUAUCAUAAAGACGAAAGAGUUUGGAUAACACGGGCUCCGGGAAUGUUACCAUCAGAUAAACAGCCGACUUAUGAAAGGGGAACCUAUUAUUUCUUUGAUCCACACAAUUGGCGUAAAGUAGCGAAAGAAUUUCAUUUAGAGUACGAGCGGCUCGAGAACAGGCCGGCCGCCGCCGCCUUUUCUAACGCACCGCUUAACUCAUAAAAUUGAAAUUGC
Molecule: messenger RNA, 1401 nt
Organism: Oppia nitens
Lineage: Eukaryota; Metazoa; Arthropoda; Arachnida; Sarcoptiformes; Oppiidae
Product: CCR4-NOT transcription complex subunit 2-like
Exons: 5
Coding region: 73-1389 (438 amino acids)
Biological process (GO): nuclear-transcribed mRNA poly(A) tail shortening; regulation of stem cell population maintenance; regulation of DNA-templated transcription
Cellular component (GO): P-body; CCR4-NOT core complex
Source: RefSeq, a predicted model, not a curated record